This is a messenger RNA of Loa loa (African eye worm), 501 nucleotides long. RefSeq lists its product as hypothetical. The transcript has 2 exons. NCBI's taxonomy places the organism in Eukaryota, Metazoa, Nematoda, Chromadorea, Rhabditida, Onchocercidae. The coding region runs from base 1 to 501 and encodes 166 amino acids. The record is from RefSeq and is a predicted model, not a curated record.
AUGAAGCAUAGAGAACGAAUGGAACAAGUAACGUCACAAGCACUAGAUCUUGAGCAACACAUAGACAUGGUCAUAUUAUCAGUUCUUCAAAGAGCACCGUUACAGGUUACAGUGAACGAGUGGAAGAGGAUUAGCAGGAUGAAGGAGGGAUCAUUAGCAGGGAAAAACGAUCUUGAUAUGCCGACACCCAAGCAGCACUUUGAGCACAAACGCCCAUUUCAACAACCACACACGUACACUGCCUGCCACUUUCGUCCUCUGAGAUGGUUUCCAUUCGAAUUAGGGAGAAUAAUCGAUAAGUGGCAGGGACUGAGGAACAGAGAGAACGCGAUGACGCAGAGAAAGCAGACGAGAAGAGCACAGAAAUUUCGGAAAAAGAAAGUACCGGAUUCUACAUUGCCCCAUCGUGGUGUAACAGUAUCACCAUUGCCAGAAAGAGAAGUUUUACCAAGAUAUCAUUGCGAGAUUUCACGUCAGCAUAAAAUAUGCUUGCUAUACUAG